UAUUUCAACGUAGACCUCCAGCAAUGACGAUUGCAAUGACCGUCCCUGGCCUACCAGCAGUAGCUGUACGAGUAUGUUCGGAUUUUCGGUUACGUGUUAUACAAUAAAUUACAAGUAAACAACGCAAUCGGCAAUUAAUGCGUAUACUUUUGGCAAAUAGUAUCGAAAAGAGGCCGGGAAGUCCAAGAGAGUCGACUCGGAGAGCGUGGAGUCUCCAAACAAAGCCGCAGAACGUGAUUGCCGGGCCUCUCCCUCGGUCUGGAGUACUCCCUGUGUUUGCCUUUGCAAUUUCGUUUUCAGUAUCCAAAUAUACAAAAUGGGCACAAUGCGCUCCGAUGGCUUCGAUGCGAAUCAUCGUCUCCCCUGCCCCUGCCCCUGCCCCUGCCCCGCUCAUCGUCUUCUCAUUUGUAUGCAUCGUGCGGCGCUGCAAGUGCGGAUUCAGCUCGGACGCGUAACGGCGAUUGGGAAGCCAUCGAAAAUAUUAUGCAAAGAGACCCAAGGGGCUUAUGAAAACGUUGUCCGCCAUCUGGAGGAAGCUCCACUCAUAUAUAAUGCCCGAUUGCCCUGCCACAAUAGAGUCAUUCGUGAACAAACUAUCGACGAGAGAUCAGCAUGAAGCCCCAGAUUGUCCUACUCUUCCUGGCCGCCAGCCUGGCUCUGGCUCUUGCCCGUCCGGAGCCGCCAAGAUCCCGCUACGGAGCUCCGCCUCCACCUGCCCCACAACAGGAAUACGGUCCACCGCCACCGGCUCAACCUUUGCCUGGCUACGGUCCACCAGCAGCCUUCUACGGUCCACCCGCUGCCCCCGCAGCCGAGGCCAUUGUCACCAAGAACGUGUACGUCCAUGUGCCGCCAGAGGAGCCGGAAUUCUAUCCAGCCUCUGCCCCCAUCCAGACGGCGGUGCCCAAGAAGCACUACAAGAUCAUCUUCAUCAAGGCCCCUAACCCACCCACGCCAGUCCGCCAAGUGCUGCCCCCACCAGUCCAGGACGAGCACAAGACCCUGGUGUACGUGCUGGUGAAGAAGCCCGAGGAGCAGCUGCCCGUCAUCCUGCCCUCGCCGGCCCCCACCGAGCCCAGCAAGCCCGAGGUCUACUUCAUCAAAUACAAGCAGCAGCAGAAGCCCGCUCCCCAAUACGGUCCACCCGCUGCGCCCGCCGAGGAAUAUGGCGCCCCACCCGCUCCCCGUGGCCUGGAGCAGUUCUAGUCAUAAGUCGCAAAGUCCAGUCCAAAAAUGUAAAUAUAUAAAUUAUGAUUUGCAAUCGAAUGUUGCCAUUAAAUACGGUUUAAAAGAUAAA
This is a messenger RNA of Drosophila miranda, 1297 nucleotides long. Its product is annotated as extensin-3. The coding region runs from base 613 to 1206 and encodes 197 amino acids. NCBI's taxonomy places the organism in Eukaryota, Metazoa, Arthropoda, Insecta, Diptera, Drosophilidae. The transcript has a single exon. The record is from RefSeq and is a predicted model, not a curated record.